AUGGACGCCUAUUGUGAUCUUGAAGUUGAUGUCAACGGAGAAGAGGUUUUCAUGGUGGACAAGAAAGUUCUAUCAUCUUAUUCGGGAAGUAUAAAAAAGAUGUUUAGCAAAUCAAAAGGUGGAAAACGAAAUCUGAAGGUGAUAUACCAUGACUUUCCCGGAGGAGCUGAAAAUUUUGAGCUCAUCACGAGGUUCUGCUACAACAACGGCAACAUUGACAUAAAUCCUUUUAAUAUCACUGACCUAAAUUGUGCUGCAUAUUUCAUGGAAAUGAACAAAUGUGUCACUGGAAACAAAAAUUUACUUGAGCAAACUGAAAAAUCGCUUGAAGGUAUCAAGUAUUGGACAUGGUCCGAACUUAUGGCAGCUUUGAAGCGGUGCCAAGAUUUCUUCCCAGUCGCAAGCUCUUCGGGUAUACUUGAAAAAUGCUUGGAUUCUCUUCUUGGAAGGGUUGCAUCAUCCUGUGAAACAAGUCCGUGUCCAUCCGUCUCUUCACCUGAUAGUUCUAAAUUUCGGGCAUCAUGCGACACAAGAAGUAGCGAGAGCUUGAAAAGCAGCUUCCUUCGAGUUACCUGGUGGUUUGAAGACCUCGUACAGUUGGAUAUUCACGUGAUUGAAAUGUUGGUGAAGUCAAUGGUAUCUAGAAACUUAAACCAUAGUAUAAUUGGUAAGUUUCUCUUUCAUUACCAAAAAGCAAGAUUGGCUUCCACCUUUUCAGACGAGAAAAUUAGGAUGGUUGAAACAGUUGUUGAGAUGAUUUAUUCUUUGGAUUUAAGCACUGUGUCUUACAAGAGAUUGUUUGGGAUGCUUAGAGUUUCUUUACAUGUAAACAUAAGAAAAUGCUGCAGGAACAAGUUGGAGAGUAUGAUUGGUUUGCAAUUAGAUCAAGCAACACUAGACGAUUUGCUUGUUCCAUCUCCAGUCCGGGCACGUUACUUGUACGAUGUAAAUCUGGUUCUUAGGCUCUUGAAAUCAUUUCUUGCAAAAGGAGUAUGGUGUUUGCCAUUGAGUCGACUGAAGAAAGUGGCAAGCUUAGUAGAUUUAUAUAUAGCUGAAGUAGCUCCCGAUCCUCAUCUGAAACCAUCGAAGUUCUUGGCUCUAAUUAUGGCCAUGCCGGACUCUGCUAGAGACUCUUUUGAUGGAAUCUACCAUUCCAUAGAUUUGUAUCUAGAGGUUCAUUCGGGGUUGUCUGAAGAAGAAAAAACGAGAGUCUGUAGUGUACUAGAUUAUGAGAAACUAUCAUCCGAGGCCUUAAACCACCUCGCUGCAAACACAAAGUUCCCAUCAAAAUCUGCAGUUGGAGCCCUUAACUUUCAGCAGCGCAGACUCAAAAACUUGCUUCAACGCACAAAUCAAUCAAAUAGCUUCACCAACUCUCCCAUUUUUCACGAAACAGAGCGCACAGAGGGGAAAGACGAAAGCUGUGAACAAAUUGUGCUUUAUGCAGGAAAUCUCAAUUUCUCAACUGAGACGGAGAGGAUCCGAGCACAUUUACAAGGCAUGCAAUGGAGAGUGCUGGAAUUGGAAAAGAUUUGCAGGAAAAUGCAAAUUCGGAUGACAAAGAUGAUGAAAUCAAGAUUAUCAAACCAAAGCAAUGCUAAUUCUGUACCUAGGCUUUGUUCGUGA
Messenger RNA from Fraxinus pennsylvanica, 1626 nucleotides. The record is from the annotation of a GenBank genome assembly. Lineage: Eukaryota; Viridiplantae; Streptophyta; Magnoliopsida; Lamiales; Oleaceae.